UCGAGCAUAGCAACCAGGUAGGGAAUCAUACCUAUCAGCGGUGGUUACCUGCUAACAUGGCGGACUCGGAGAUCCCGAAGUGCUAUAAUUGUGGUGAGCCGGGACAUCUUUCACGCGGAUGUAUCAAACCGUGGAGACCCCGUGACACGAACGAGCAAAGCGCGGCGUCGACAUCUGCGAGUAACGCUAACCAUCAGAUCGUACCUGUAAGUGGACCUGGCGCGAUCCAGGCAGUAGAACGUAACGAUCGUGAUAGUAAUUAUAGAUACGGUAACGGGAGUGGUAAUUAUUAUAACAAUAACCACAGUAAUAAUAGUAGCCUGACAUCAAACAAGGACAUUGCAGACGCAGUACUGAUGAUGCGCGAGUUUUGUGCUACCUUCCUACAAGAGAAACGGGAGGAAAAGGAGAGAAGAAAGGAGGAAGAAGAGAAACGCAAAAGAGAAGACGAGAUGCGAUUGUUGACAGAGGAGCGGGAGAGCCAUGAGAAAGCGAAGCAACAGAGAGCCGAGGAACGCGAGGCGAGGCUGGCGAUGUUGAUCGAGUCCAAGAUCCCCAGCAAAGACCAAGGUUACCAGGUUAUUAUCGAACAGUUGGCCGACCAGAACAGGGUGUUUCGCGAGGCCGUUGAAGCAAUGAAGGCCGACACUAUGAAGAACCCCAUCAUCGUCAAAGACAUCCGCCGCGACGUGCUUCUCCUGCGAGAAGCCGAACUCAAACGCGCCAAGAGGAAGCGCGGUAAGGAGCAAGUUCGGGAAGAGGAGGAGCCUGCAGAGAAGAAGACGAACGGGACACUUGAUAGAGAAGCGAGGCUGGCCCAGGAGCUGCUGAACAUGGAGAUGCGCCACCGUGAAGAAAUGAAAACGAUGAGAGAAGAGAUUGAAAGACUUAAGGCGGCGCAAGCAAAGGCCUUAGUGGAACAGACUCCUUCCACCUCCAAGGCAAGAACGUACACGCCGUUGUCAGGCUUGAGAACGGUCAGACCGGAAGAACUGUUCGCCAGAUCAGCACCGGUCGGACGGACAUCCACAAAUCAAGAAAAGGAACCACUAGGAUUCGACCGCCUCGUACCAGGGAAGAAAGCGGUGGUAGCUGAACCAGGUCCAGAUGGACAAAAGAAGUACAUCGAGGAAACCAAACGGCUCCUUAAAACGAAGAACAUGCCGUUCCUGAUGAAAAUGGCGAAGGAUCAAAAAGUGAAGACGAAGAGUAAUCGCAAGGACGACCUCAUCGAUGCGCUUGCUGAAGCCCGAGCUGAGAUUGCGUACGGGAAAAGGAGGGAUGACCCCCCCGUCCGGAUCAGCGAACAGAUCAAUCCGGAUGGCCGGGAAGGGCGCGUACCAGGGCUAGAGAAGUUCAUGAAGAGCGUGACAGGAUGGGACAAACAUGAGGAUGCCUGGUUUGCUGAACCGGAAGCUUGUGUUUAUGCAUUGGUUUCACCACGUUUCAGAGCUACGUACAUCGGCCAGACUUCACGAACGUUGGAAGAAAGAUGGGAGGAACACAAGAGAAUGGCAGAAACAAAAGAGGAAGGAAGGCAACACAAACUGUAUCGAUGGUUGAGAAAGAAGGGGUGGCGAGAGUACGUGGCCAUCCCCUUGGUGAACGGGGCGAAGAACGAACUGUUGGAGUUAGAGGGUUUCUACAUUGGGAAUUUCUGCCCGGUGUUGAAUGCUAAAGGAAGGCGGACGAGACACAAGAAGAAUAGACCGGGAAGGAGACAAAGAAGAGCCAAGAACAGACAACGAACAGCGAGCGAUGGUGUGGCGCCCGUACUAAUCGAAUCUGAAGGUUACAAAGGAUACUCGAUAAGAAGACUACUGGCAGUGAGCGGGUCGAACACGAUCGUACGGGUAGGACAGGGCACACGAUGGUGCGAGGACUGGUCGGUGGUGAAGCGGUGUUAUGGGAUGACCGAGAUCCGAUGGAGAGGGGAAAUGACCCUCCUCAGGCGUGUACGGCUGAGAGAGGUAAUCGGGAGCAGCUUUGAGGUAACACGCAUAGUGUUGACAAAGAAUAACCACAAUCACCAACUGCUGAUUGCCCUUCUCCGUAUACCACUGUACCGAAGGACACUGUACACCGUAGGCUUUACAAUGGACCGAUUGGUUCGUCUGUACUAUGCGGUUAGAGAAUUUCGACAGCGGAGAGAUAGGGCGAUCCUUCGUGGCGUCAUAUCUAGGGCGGUUCGAGCCAAGUAUGGGGUUAGUAUCAGGAAACGACUGAUUGUAAGAGUCAGAUUUGAGGAGGGAUUGAGCCGGUACGAGGUAACCAGGUGCUGUAAGAAGAGGGUAAGGGAGACAUACGAGAGUCAGGAAAUUGCUGAAUUUGUGUGUAGACGCAUGAAGGUGGUGUGGACACGGGACAAGACCAUUGGUCAGCUGGUCUGCAACCACAGACGGUAUGCGAGGAUGGAGUUGGGGGAAGCCGAAUGCGGUUGUGAUAGAAUGGAGUGGCCGAAGGAUGAAGAAGGGCACGUAUGCUUCCGGUUUUCGGAGGUGGAGAAAAUGGAUAUCGAUCUGAAGAAUUCACGAAACGUACCGAGACCUGACUACGGUAACCGACGGGGACUCGUCAGACAGGUGAACAGGGAGCUGAGCACGUUUUUCGGGCUACAGGAGGUGCGACUAUUCUCCACUAAGGAAUUGGAGCAUUGCUACAAGCAACUGACUGGACAAAGACGAGGGAUAUCAAUGUGUGAAGUUCAAGGGAUCAAGGAACAAACGAGGGGAUUGGUCCUCAUGCCUAUGGACCACAACAUGGGUGAUACCAUGGCGUGUUGCCCAAUCAGGUACCAGGAGGCGAUGCGGACCAUGUUUUUGGAGAACCAGGCCUUUGUGAAGCACCAGGAGGAAGAGGGUGUGAUCCUUCACGAAUGCAAGAAGUUGUAUGUCAGUGGUGGAUACACACGAAUUGCAAAAUGGGACAACAACGGUGCGCUGGGACAAGCUUACGUCACCCCGAAACACAAAGACAUCUCCAGAUGGCGGCCUAUCUGCCCGUCUUACGGCAGGGCUCUGAACGUCAUGUUGUGGAGUCUCCCAAAACUAUCUAAUCUCAACUUGAAGAGCACCCAACAGUUGGUAGAUUGUGUCAUGGCCAUUAACAAGAAUAUGGGGAGAACGAAGCGACGGGGAUUGAUUGCGGCCAGCUUUGACAUAAAGGAUAUGUUCUCCAAGCUACCGCAUGAGGCCAUAAUUGAGGCAGUGGAGUGGCUCGUCGAGAGGUAUGAAGAAAGGGGACUGAGCCGGGUACGGGUGAAGACGAAAGGGAAAGGAGCGACAUUUGGGAAGGCGGGAGGCAAGGUCGGGUGGGUAACAAUGUCAUUCAGUAUAAUCCUGAAAUUUGUUAGGUACGACCUGGCCAACACGUUUCUGAAGGCGGCCACGAAAAUCUUGCAGCAGAGAGAGGGCAUUCCUAUGGGCAAGAGUAGCAGCGCUGCUCUGGCGUGUGUGCUGUGUGCCCAUUGCGAGUACUCGUUCCUGAAUGCUCUGGGGGCAGACAGAAAGCUGGUACAUGGCUGUCGCCUGAUCGAUGACGUGUCCGUGUUCAUAUCGUUUCAGAUUGAUGAAAGUGAGAGCCUUGCCAAGGCAAUGCAAGUCAUGAAGGAGUUUGAGAAGUGCUACGAUGAAAGGCUGACUUUGAAGAGAACUGACGAAGCCGCAGGGACUUGGCCUUUUCUGGGGUGCAAAAUCCGGGUGAGUAUGUACCCCCCUUUGGUGUCGUGCACUGCGACUACGGCCAACGGGCCGACACUACUGAAGGGGGGUAACAUUGUUUUCCAAGGGUUACAAGACUUCACGUCGUAUUCAUCAAUGCAAGCUAAGAAAGCCGUGAUCACUGGAUAUUUGCACAGGGUGUGGAACCACACGUUGAUUAAGGAGCAAGCAGGGCCCACCCUACUUGCCCUGAAAAUUGAAUUUCGUAAACGGGGGUUCCCAGGCCAAUUUUUUGAUUCGAGACUAGCGUAUUUUUCGCAGGCUAAGGACGGUGCCUGGGAUGACUGGGCUGAACUGCUACGGGACGAAACUGACCAGAACGCAGAACAGAGAUUUUUAAAUUGGGAAUGGACCCAUGUACCUGGCCCAGGAGUACGGUAGAAUAGAGAACGAUGUUUUGGUAACCACCGACGGGUAUGCCGAGGCGGGGCGGCACCACAAUGAACCGGUAAUAACCGA
This is a messenger RNA of Chara braunii, 4178 nucleotides long. Lineage: Eukaryota; Viridiplantae; Streptophyta; Charophyceae; Charales; Characeae. The record is from the annotation of a GenBank genome assembly.